CUGCUCCUGCCAUUCGCUUGUGCAUGGAGAGUCCGGGAGAGAUGGACGAGCGGUUUGCCCCCGUAACCGCGGCGACCGGGGCGUUGGGGCCGGUCCUGGUGAAGCUCUCUGCUUUGCUGGGUGAUGAGUACAAACUACACGAGAAGACCCGGGGAGACAUCAUGUUCAUCAAAUCCGAGCUCGAGCCAGUUCACCAUCUCCUGUGGAAGUUAUGGGGGAAGUUGGAUCUUGAUGCGGCAUGCAAGAACUGGAUGACAGAGGCCCGAGAGCUGUCCUACGACAUGGAGGACGACAUCGACGACUUCACUCUCGGUUUGGAGCGUGGUGACGGCAGCUUCAUCCAGCGGGAAGCCACAGACAGCCCUUUCAAGGAAUUCAUGGAAAGAGUCAAAGAUGUAUCGAAGAAGUGCGGCAAGAUGCAGAAGAUUGGCGACGCCAUCUGCAACCGUAGCAAGCUGACCACCGACCCUCGAGCUCACUUCCUCCACAAGGAUGCAUCGGAGCUUGUGGGCAUGGAAGAAAAGAAGGCGGAGGUCAUCCAGUUGCUUCAGAAGCACGAAAUGGUAUGCAUUCUUGGACCUGGAGGGAUGGGCAAAACAACUCUUGCAGAUCUGGUGUAUCAGACAAUAGUAGGAGAUGAAUUCCAAUGCCGGGCUUUCGUGUCCGUGCACCCAAGUCCUAACAUGACGGAGAUUCUGGGUACCAUCCUCAGCCAAGUAACAGAUGGUGCAAUGUCUGCUGGCAGUGGCACCGAACCUGCAGCCCAACAAAAUAUCGUCACCGACAUAUCAAUUUCCCUCUCUGACAAGAGUGGCACUGAACCGCCUGCAGCCGAGCAAAAUGAUUUCAUCAAACGCAUAUCAAAUUUCCUCUCUGACAAGAGGUACCUGGUCAUAAUUGAUGACAUUUGGCGCUGGGAAGAAUGGGAAGUCAUCCGUAAGGCUCUUCCCAAGGAUAAUCUGGGCUGUAAAAUAAUCAUGACGACCCGGGUCAGGAGUAUAGCUGAGAAAUGUGAAACUGAACAACGCGCAGGUGUGUACGAACAGAAGUUUGGUCGUGCGGAAGCUGAAAGACUAUCAGCUAUGAGACUGAGCAAAUCUGUCGAGGGGCUGUCAACUUUCAGCUAUGAGAUUGCGGAUUUGUCCACUGAGAUUGCGGAUAUGUGCGACAGUCCACCAUUUGAUUUUUGUCCGCUAGCAGUAAUCUGUUUGUCGUCAGCAUGGGCAGAGAGCCACCAUGUGCAAGGUGAUGAUGAGGAAUUUUAUUGGGCAAGACACGUUCUGUAUGAUGGAUUUCUGAUCACUCCAUCCUUGAAACCACUGGUCCAGAGUCUAUGCCUUGGUUUCGACGAUCUUCCCGUUCAGCUGAGGACUUGCUUGCUAUACUGUACCAUAUGUCCUUCGAUGGGUUAUACGGGAGGCUUGGUGAGAAAGUGGGUUGCUGAAGGAUUUGUUUCGCAAGUUGAAAUAGCAGAAGCUUACUUUGACAAGCUUGUCUCCAGGAAUCUGUUGGAGCGGGAACAGGAUUUUUACUACUUAAUUCACCCCAUUAUCUUAGCCUUCCUCGUGUGCAAAGCAAAGGAAGAUAAUUUUAUUGCUUACCAUUGGGGCGAUAUGCCAAACUCCUCGCAUGCCAAACAGAUCCGUCGUCUUUCUCUCGGAACGGAUCGCUGUCCAGAUGAGGAUGUGCUGUCUCAUACUCGCUCCCUUGUUGUUUGUGGUAAGCAAUCCCAGCUGGAUGGUGUCCCCUUCAAGGCGUUCAAAAAGCUGCGAGUGCUACAAAUAGAUGAAAGCAGUGGUCGUCUAGAAUAUCGUCAUCUGGUGGAUAUAUGUGGGCUGAUCUCGCUCAAGUGUCUGGAUCUUAUGCAGUGCCGUGAUAUCACAGAGCUCCCACGGGAGAUUGGGAAACUGCAGAAUCUGGAGACCCUGUACGUGGGAGGUACAUGGAUUCGUGAACUACCAACGGAGAUUGAGAGACUGCAGAAUCUGGAGACCCUGUGCGUGGUAGGUAUAUCGAUUAGAAAACUACCAACGGAAAUUGGGAAACUGCAGCACUUAGAGACUCUGAAUGUAUGUGGCACAAAGGUCACGGAGCUGCCUACGUGGAUCGAGAAAUUGCAAUCUUUGAAGACUCUGGAUGUAGGUUGCACAAAUGUCACGGAGCUGCCUACGUGUAUCGAGAAAUUGCAAUCUUUGAAGAAUCUGUAUGUACAGUACACAAAGGUCAAGGAGCUACCAAGGGAAAUCAAGAACCUUGAGCGCUUGGAGACUCUGGAUGUAAGUGGCACAGAGGUCACGGAGCUGCCUACGUGGAUCGAGAAAUUGCAAUCUUUGAAGACUCUGAAUGUAAGCUGGACACCGGUGACAGAGUUGCCCAAGGAAAUCGGGAAACUGCAGCAUCUGAGGACUCUGGACAUAAGUGGUUCUAAGGUACGAGAGAUAUCCUGCAGUAAAGACCCGAAUCCGUUAUUAAGUGUGGUUGUUGAUACAAACAUAAAUAGGUUAUCUGUUCAAGUGGAGAAGUUGAUGUUGCAAAGUGGUUGUGAAGAUGUUAUUAUGUCGCAAAGGGAUGACCUAUCCAUCCUCAUCCUCUUUAACCAUUUCGGCUCGAAGUGUGAAGUCCUACCAGUUCGGAUGCUUAGAGUUGCCGGGAGACACAUGAAAGUCCCGCAGUGGGUCAAGCAAGACUUGUGCAAUGUCUGCUCCUUAGAUAUCAGGCUCUGCAAACUGGUGCACGAAGACCUCGAGUUUCUGAAGACGCAGAUGCCCAACCUGCAGGCUCUCCAACUCAGGUUCGAGGUCCUCCCACGGGAGCCGGUUGCCAUCACUGAUGGAGGGUUCUCAAAGCUAGAGACGUUCUACGUUGAUUGCCGUCUGCCACGGGUGAUCACCUUCGGGGAAGGAGCGAUGCCGAAGCUGAAACAUCUUGAGUUCAAGUUCUACACAGGCACAGUAAGUCAAGACUACUACAUGGGCAUCAAGCAUCUCGACAGUCUUGAGAAGGUCGUGUUCCGAUGCUCCGGGUACUAUAGAAGUGACAGUCCGGGCAUCCGCGAGGCAAUUGAUGUACUGAGAAAUGAAGUCGCGGAGCACCCCAACAUGAUCACCCUUUGGGUCAAUAACAUGGAAUGUAAGGUUUUCCGCAGCGGUGAAUUUGAAGAAUGGGAAAAAGAAAUUGAGAAAAGGGAAAAAGAAGUUGAGAAAAAGCGGAAACAAAAACGCAUUGAGGAACGUCUUCGACUAUCGACGGCAGCAGAGGGGCGAGCUCAGCGGGACAAAAACAACGCAAGGGCUGGAAUUGAAAAGGAAAUUCAAGAAAGGAAACGCAAUCUUGAAAUCAGGGUACAACGAUUGGCGGUAACAGAGCACUACUAUAACUUUUUAUCAAAGUCGGGCCUUCCUUCUCCAUGACUCUAUGUGACAUUAUCUGUACGCACACUUGAUUAUGAUUAUUUUUCCAGUUUAGUUUCUCUUCGUCA
Messenger RNA from Setaria italica (foxtail millet), 3478 nucleotides. Its product is annotated as putative disease resistance RPP13-like protein 3. The coding region runs from base 24 to 3410 and encodes 1128 amino acids. Lineage: Eukaryota; Viridiplantae; Streptophyta; Magnoliopsida; Poales; Poaceae. The record is from RefSeq and is a predicted model, not a curated record. The transcript has 3 exons. Gene Ontology annotation, molecular function: ADP binding. Gene Ontology annotation, biological process: defense response to other organism.